This is a messenger RNA of Styela clava, 1690 nucleotides long. RefSeq lists its product as uncharacterized. The record is from RefSeq and is a predicted model, not a curated record. Gene Ontology annotation, molecular function: RNA polymerase II cis-regulatory region sequence-specific DNA binding; DNA-binding transcription factor activity, RNA polymerase II-specific. Gene Ontology annotation, biological process: regulation of transcription by RNA polymerase II; DNA-templated transcription. NCBI's taxonomy places the organism in Eukaryota, Metazoa, Chordata, Ascidiacea, Stolidobranchia, Styelidae.
UAUGAUAUUUUCUAUUCUUAUAGAUAAUAGUAGUUUUUUUAAAAUAUGUUGUCAACAUGGCAAAAGAUAUGAGCUUUGGCAGUACCACGAAUAACAACAAAAACUCCAUGUCUCAAGAAACAUCUUUCGAUAUCUCUGAUCUAUAUCAAAACGAAGAUUCCAUUGAUCUUACUAAUUAUAUGACCUCGGCUAAUCUGGAACUUUGCGACGACGAUUUAUUUCAAUCUUUAUUUCCAUCUGGAAACGACACUGUUGUUAAAUCUGAAAAGCCAGAUCCCUACGAAUCUGAAUUAGGUGACUGGUGGACGGAACCAGGGUCAGCAUACUCGUCUGCUUGUUCCUCAGCUGCACCUUCUCCUGUUCAAUUUUUCAACACACCACCUGUAACUCCGCUGUCUGAUAAACUUCAACAAGAGUCAUCCCCGGAAACAAUUCGUCAACAGCAACUUUUCAACAAGAUAGAUUCUCUCAAUUCUCAAUGUCGCGGACAAUUAACACCAAUAACUCUUUGUGAAGAUCCUGGGAAUACAAUUGCAAAUGAAACAUUAGUUACAAUAAAAAAUGAGCCGGAUAGUACUCAAUUAAAUCGAGUCUAUUUUAUAAAAACCGAGAAAGAUCAAAACAACAACGAUUGUCAGAAAUCUUUAGCUCCAGAUUUAAUUCGAGUCCCAUCAAGGGACCAACUUACGGGGAUAAAUUAUGGUGAAACCGAAGAAAUAUAUAACACCAACGGAAAGAGAGCACUCACAACAGAUAUCAGUAAAUCGCCAAAGCCUAGCAAAAGGGCUAAGAAUCUUCCGAAAGAUAGUGAGGAAUACAAAGUUAAACGAGAAAGAAAUAAUGUUGCUGUCCGGAAGAGCAGAGAUAAGGCCAAAAUUAAAUCAAUGGAAACUCAACGGAAAGUGGCAGACCUAUCAAAUGAAAACAAGCGAUUGCAUGACCGUGUAAAUGAACUAACUCAUGAACUAAAUACAUUGAAAGGAAUUUUAAAAUCACUUCCGCAAUCUACGCAAAUUGCUAAUUAACUCUUGCUAUAGAUGACAGGCCUCAUUCUGCACUUACUGUUCCAGCUCUUGCUUGCUGAGCUCAACUGAUUUCUUCGCAUCAUGUUCCCUUGUAUAUUUAUGUUCCUUUCUUGACUAUACCAGUUAUAAAUUUCGUUACAAAUUAUGUUUUAAAGAUGCAGGCAUUUCAUCAAUUACUUAUAAUAAACCCUACUAAAAAAUAUUUGUUCCUCAGUGAAUUUUAAUGUUACAUUAGCUUUGCAUAAUUAUUCUCGGAUUCUUGUGUAAGCACAAAUUUUCAGGUUUGAUUCAAAUUUUGACAUUUUAAUCGCAUGAUUUUACAUGUAUCAUAGUUUGUGGGCUGUCAUAGCUGUACAUAUUAUGAAUUUAUUUGUGAUAUGCUUGUUUUAGCUUAUUUAGUGUUUUACUUAUCAAAUGAUAUGUAUUGUACAGUCUCAUAAUUUUGGUGAAGUUCUAGAAUCUAUCUAGCCUUGUUUGGCAGAUUCUGCAGCUUCUUUGUGCUUCUUUAUUAGCACUUGAGAUGAUUCUUGCGAUUAAUUUUCAGCUGGUAUAUAGAGAAGAUGUUAUUUAAAUGAGAGAUGCUGAAAAAUAAUGCUGUGAUUUUGCUUUGGCCUGUAAUGCUAGUUUUUGGUUUGGUUGUGAAACCAGAAUUGCUGUAAAAUGGA